This is a messenger RNA of Lipotes vexillifer (Yangtze River dolphin), 1513 nucleotides long. It is a transcript of the gene RETREG1, whose product is annotated as reticulophagy regulator 1. NCBI's taxonomy places the organism in Eukaryota, Metazoa, Chordata, Mammalia, Artiodactyla, Lipotidae. Gene Ontology annotation, cellular component: endoplasmic reticulum membrane. The coding region runs from base 386 to 1456 and encodes 356 amino acids. Gene Ontology annotation, biological process: reticulophagy; negative regulation of neuron apoptotic process. The record is from RefSeq and is a predicted model, not a curated record. The transcript is spliced from 7 exons.
AAAUAGAAAGGGUAGGCUGGCUUAGGUGAAGUCAUCCCGGUAAAGGUUAAUAGCUGGGUGGCGACACCUCCUCACAGGACUGGAGCGAAAAAGCUGGGCAGCUGGGCAGCGCUUGCUCCCAGCUGUCUGUCACGGUCCUGGGAGUAAGAGGUGACCUAUUUAUUUUUAGAAGGGGACAGUCAUAAUAACCCUGCUCCUAGCUUCAUUCAAGGCAGGCCGGGGCCUACUUUCUGGGUAGGGGAGGAGUGCUUUACUCCCAAAAGAAAAGAACUUGACUACUGGGGUUUUUCCCGCCUGGUAGUCAUUGUUAGCCUGGAGAAGAGACUAUCGUAGCACAAAAGUGCUGCAGCCAUCUCCACUUUGUUAUUAUUUUCAAAGGGCAGAAAUGCCUGAAGGUGAGGACUUUGGAUCAGGCAAAAGCUGGGAAGUUAUCAAUUCCAAACCAGAUGAAAGACCCAGGCUCAGCCACUGUCUUGCAGAAUCAUGGAUGAAUUUCAGCAUAUUUCUUCAAGAAAUGUCUCUGUUUAAACAGCAGAGCCCUGGCAAGUUUUGUCUCCUGGUCUGCAGUGUAUGCACCUUUUUUACGAUCUUGGGAAGUUACAUUCCUGGGGUUAUACUGAGCUAUCUACUGUUACUAUGUGCAUUUCUGUGUCCACUGUUUAAGUGUAAUGAUAUUGGACAAAAAAUAUACAACAAAAUCAAGUCAUUUCUGCUGAAACUAGAUUUUGGAAUCAGAGAAUAUAUUAACCAGAAGAAACGUGAGAGAGCUGAAGCAGAUAAAGAAAGAAGUCACAAAGAUGACAGUGAAUUAGACUUUUCAGCUCUCUGUCCUAAGAUUAGCCUGACCGUUGCCGCCAAAGAGUUGUCUGUGUCUGACACAGAUGUGUCCGAGGUCUCCUGGACUGACAAUGGGACCUUCAACCUUUCAGAAGGAUACACUCCACAGACGGACACUUCUGACGAUCUUGACCGACCUAGUGAGGAAGUGUUCUCUCGAGACCUUUCAGAUUUUCCAUCUCUAGAAAAUGGCGCAGGAACAAACGAUGAAGAUGAAUUAAGCCUUGGCUUGCCCACUGAGCUCAAGAGAAGAAAGGAGCAGUUGGACCGUGGUCCCAGACCCAGCUCAGAGAGGCAGUCAGUGGCUGGUCUCACCCUUCCUCUGAGCGGUGACCAAACCUUCCACCUGAUGAGCAACCUGGCUGGGGACGUCAUCACCGCUGCGGUGACUGCCGCCGUCAAAGACCAGUUAGCAGGCAUGCAGCAAGCACUGUCUCAGGCUGCUCCCAGCCCAGGGGAGGACACAGACACGGAGGAAGGGGAUGACUUUGAACUACUGGACCAGUCAGAGCUCGACCAAAUUGAGAGUGAAUUGGGGCUUUCACAAGACCAGGAAGCAGAAGCACCGCAAAAUAAGAAGUCUUCAGGCUUUCUUUCAAAUCUACUUGGAGGCCAUUAGUCUGGGAAUCAGCUUGUAUGACAGAGCACAGAUAAACUACCAAAAAAAUUCAAACAA